UCUCUCUCUCUGUGGAAACUGCUUUUGUUUUUCGGUGUCUCUACUCUUGCCUGAUGAGAGAGAGAGGGGUUCGAAUCCGAUUUGAGCACCCUCGGAGGAGUCCCAGUCCCCUUCUCUCGCUCUGCAUCUACACUUAAUAUGUUGGGGUGUUCUGGGAAGCAGCACCGUAUGAGCAGAUGCUGUAGGCCUCCUGCAAAUGGGUACCUCUCUCUCUUUCUUCCCAUUUUAUCGCUUCUCUUCGUCACUUCCACUGCUUGCUCCAACGGCAAUUGCCAGGUUCUAGACUCAUGCUCUGCGGCCACCGACUGUGGGUCUGGCCUCUACUGUGGCAACUGCCCUGCAAUGGGCAAAAACCAACCCCUCUGCAUCAGAGGCCAAGCUACAAUUCCCACUUCUGUUAUCAAUGGGUUGCCCUUCAACAAGUACUCUUGGCUCGUCACCCAUAACUCUUUUUCCAUUGUCGAUGCACCGUCCUUGACCGGUGUUCAGAGAAUUACAUUCUACAAUCAGGAGGACUCUGUUACUAACCAAUUGCUGAAUGGAGUGAGAGGACUGAUGUUGGACAUGUACGACUUCGAGGACGAUAUCUGGCUCUGCCAUUCAUUCCGUGGACAGUGCUUUAACUUCACUGCCUUUCAACCUGCAGUUAACACCUUGAAGGAAGUUGAGGCAUUCUUAGGUGCAAAUCCGACAGAAAUUGUGACCAUUAUAAUUGAAGAUUAUGUGCAUUCUCCAAAAGGGUUGACCAAGCUAUUCGCUGCGGCUGGUUUGGACAAAUAUUGGUUUCCCGUGUUGAAAAUGCCGAAGAAGGGUCAAGAUUGGCCCACUGUAGCUGAUAUGGUGCAACAAAAUCACCGGUUACUGGUUUUCACUUCCGACUCUUCAAAAGAAGCAGAUGAAGGAAUUGCUUACCAGUGGAGGUACAUGGUGGAAAAUGAACCUGGGGACGGUGGUGUGGAACAAGACUCUUGCCCAAACAGGAAGGAAUCACGGCCACUCAAUUCAAAGAGCGUGUCUCUUUUUCUACAGAACUACUUCCCGACAAUCCCAGCUCAGUCUGAUGCUUGCAAAGAGCAUUCAUCUCCUCUUGCUGAUAUGGUCGGUACCUGUAUCAAAGCAGCGGGGAAUACAAUGCCCAACUUUUUGGCAGUGAACUUCUAUAUGAGGAGUGAUGGAAGAGGUGUUUUUGACGUUCUAGAUCGGAUGAAUGGCCAGACAUUAUGUGGGUGUAGUUCUAUUACUGCUUGCCAGGCAGGAGCUCCCUUUGGAGUUUGUAAAAACAUCCCUGUUUCUAAUGGAACUUCACCAACCUAUGCUGCUGGAAGUUUUUCUGGAUCUGUGGAAUUGACAGGAUCUACUUCAACAGUUCGUGUUACAAGUUCCUACAUUUCCUGCUUUUUAUAUUUCAUGUCAAUGUUGUUUCUACUGUGACUAAAUCAGACGUCUUCAAGCUAGAUGGUGAUCAGUAAUGCCUUGGGGCUGGGUUUUUAGUUUUUGUAGUACGUAAAUUUUAGAAAUAGGUAUAUCAAAGCAUGCUUUGAAGAGUGAAGUGAAUGGCUUGAAAUGCUAGCUAGAUUCCUGAAAAAUGAUUGGCAAAAAAUAGAAAUCAGUUCAGGUUUCUAGUCAGACAAAAGGUUGAGAGUUGUAUAGGGAAUUUGAGGUCAAAAUGGGCCAGAAGAGACCAGGAAGCUGCCAGCAUGUUAUUCAGGUGUUUUUGCUAGACUUCUGUCUCUCUCUCUUCCUCUCUUUCUGUUUGUGACACAGGUCUGCUAAAUUUGCUUUAGUUGCAUUUUUUUUUCCCUUUCA
Diospyros lotus (date-plum) is the source of this 1806-nucleotide messenger RNA. RefSeq names its product PI-PLC X domain-containing protein At5g67130. The transcript is spliced from 8 exons. The coding region runs from base 139 to 1431 and encodes 430 amino acids. Lineage: Eukaryota; Viridiplantae; Streptophyta; Magnoliopsida; Ericales; Ebenaceae. Gene Ontology annotation, molecular function: phosphoric diester hydrolase activity. Gene Ontology annotation, biological process: lipid metabolic process. The record is from RefSeq and is a predicted model, not a curated record.